AUGGAGUCUAAGUUUACUAAAUUCGUGCUUACUAAAGCAUCGGAGAGCCUUCGGCCGAUACCACACCGGUGCCUAAGAUUACACGCUCCACAUAGACCUGAGGCAUACCGAAUGCCCAACAUCACUAAGUUGAGCCCAAAAAGUGUCGAACCACUUUUUUGUAUCAACAGUUUGGUGCCACCGGCUUCUAGGGACCAGCCCCACCUACCGAAGAAGGUCUACACCGAUUGUCGCCACCGGCUUAAUGACAAGGAAGUUGAGAGACAGGGAUCACCGAUCAGGAUCAAUGCUCACUUAAGAGACUCCCGAAUGAGGGUUUUGGGAAACAAGUCGCCUAUUCUGAAGGUACGAGGUCUGGAAUCCAUGGCGGAAUCAGACCACGAAUAUGUCCCCUCUAAGACCCAAGGGACAACUUACCGUUCGGCAACACCUACACAGUACUCAGAGGCCAAGCAAUUGAGUCCGCAGCGACAUUCAGAGGACUAUGAUUUCGUAGAGAUUCCAAGCCGAGAUCCCGUCGUCUGA
Molecule: messenger RNA, 525 nt
Organism: Prunus armeniaca (apricot)
Lineage: Eukaryota; Viridiplantae; Streptophyta; Magnoliopsida; Rosales; Rosaceae
Source: the annotation of a GenBank genome assembly